AUUGGAUUCAAAUUUCGUCCGCUAGAAGGCGUCGUUCAUGCUGUAACAUAAAAGUGAGUUACAAUGUCUAAUAGCCAUCUGCUUAUGAAGGCGGGUUUCAUUACGAGCCCAGCACAGAACGGAGUAGGAAGAUACGUAUGUCAGCUACAGCGAGUAGUCUUGAAGUUCUGCAAGAAUAAUGGAUCCAGUCGAGGUGUAAGGGAUUUCAUUGAAUCUGAUUUGGUUAACUUCGCCAAGGAUCAUCCAGGAGUUGUCGUGUAUUUGAAGCCGAGGAGGCACAGGGGUCCGGUUAUUGUAGCGGAAUACUUGAACGGUGAGAAGCAGCACGUCUACUGCAGGAACUUCACGAGCGAGGUGGUGAGCAAAUGGUUGACUUUGCUGAAGAACCAGCAGGGAAACCACGAAGGAAUGAGAUUGAGGAAGAUGUGGCACACCGAUCACCCUUCGAUCCAAGGCCCAUGGACGCCGUACACCUUCAGGGAACCAAGUCUGAAUUUGGCCGAAUUCCCCAACGACAAACUGAGCAGCCCCGCGUCGCUGGAACCGUCCGCCACCGAUAGAUUGAUCGAGGCGUUCAAAAAGCAGCAGCUGAAAGAGCUGGAAUAGGUUUUAAGAUAUAGGUACAAUCUAAGUAGUGUUAUUUAUAGUCUUUAUUUUGUUGUUAUUUGAAUAAAACGGAUGUUCCGUUCAGGCGGAUGAAAACAA
Molecule: messenger RNA, 705 nt
Organism: Nicrophorus vespilloides
Lineage: Eukaryota; Metazoa; Arthropoda; Insecta; Coleoptera; Silphidae
Gene: mRpL43
Product: 39S ribosomal protein L43, mitochondrial
Exons: 4
Coding region: 64-606 (180 amino acids)
Biological process (GO): mitochondrial translation
Cellular component (GO): mitochondrial large ribosomal subunit
Molecular function (GO): structural constituent of ribosome
Source: RefSeq, a predicted model, not a curated record